AUGUCGCCUGAAGAAUGGUGGACCCGACUCAUCCGAAGCUGUAUGGCGCAUGCAGGCGCCUCGCACGAGGUGGAGAAGCUGAAAGCGAUGGGGAUCAAGACAUCGGUCGUAUCUAACGCUGACCCACGGAUACUCAAAACACUCGAUGCCCUCCACAUACUCCCACUUUUGAGCUAUCCUCCAAUUCUAUCGUGGGAUGUCGAAAACUCGAAGCCUGAUAGACGGAUAUACGACCACGCGCUCGAGUCCUGCGGGGAGACUGACCGCAAAGGCGUACUGAUGGUGGGCGACGAGCUCGAAGCAGACUAUCGGGGAGCAAGAGCUGCCGGUGUCGCAGCUAGACUGAUACGUCGACAGGGCGAGUGGAGCGAUGGUGCAGCGAGAGCUUCCGAUGAAUCGCUCGAGGAUGUUGAGGUCGUGAGGUCGCUAUACGACAUUAUAGAUCAUAUCGAGGAGCGAAAUAAUGUGAGCUAG
Molecule: messenger RNA, 474 nt
Organism: Dioszegia hungarica
Lineage: Eukaryota; Fungi; Basidiomycota; Tremellomycetes; Tremellales; Bulleribasidiaceae
Product: HAD-like domain-containing protein
Exons: 4
Coding region: 1-474 (157 amino acids)
Source: RefSeq, a predicted model, not a curated record